This is a messenger RNA of Pecten maximus, 994 nucleotides long. RefSeq names its product glycine-rich RNA-binding protein 1-like. NCBI's taxonomy places the organism in Eukaryota, Metazoa, Mollusca, Bivalvia, Pectinida, Pectinidae. The transcript has a single exon. Bases 130 to 654 code for a protein of 174 amino acids. The record is from RefSeq and is a predicted model, not a curated record. Gene Ontology annotation, molecular function: RNA binding.
UGCGUAUUACGUUCCGGAAAGAGCAUUUACUCCAUUUACAACGCAUGUGGGCUGAAAUUGCCGUUAUUAUUUGAGCUUGAGAAAAGACACUGACAUUUGUUGAAGUCAAAAUACGAGCUAUAAAACACCAUGGUUGACAAUUGUAAACUGUACGUAGGAAAUAUUUGUUUUAGCUCGUCAGAAGCCAAUUUGCGUGAUUAUUUCGGACGAUACGGAACUGUUCUCGAUGUUAACAUUGUUUUGGAUCGCGAAAACGGUCGUUCAAGGGGGUUCGCAUUCGUCACAUUUACAGAUGAAGAUGACGCCGGCAAGGCAGCUGGCGAUAUGCACAGUCUGGAUGGGCGUGAUCUCAGAGUAUCAAUAGCCCAAUCUAAGAGAAGCGGUGGUGGUAGCGGCGGCGGAAGAGGAGGUUAUGGAGGCGGCGGUGGCGGCCGACAGGAUUAUCAGCAACGCGAUCAACGCGAUCAGCAACCCGAUUAUCCGCAAUAUAACUACGGUGGUGGUGGAGACAGCUAUGAUGGAUACGGAAGUGGUCGCGGUGGCGGUGGCAGAGGCUAUGGCAGAAGCGGUGGCAGUAACUACGGGGGAGGAAGCGACUACAAUAGGCCACGUUAUGGUGGAAGAUAUAGCUACGGAGAUGGAGGCAACUGCUGAAGUGGUGGUGGUGGUGGCGGCGUCUGGUAGGUGAAUACAACACGUGUUUUAUGGUUGUACUCGCUCACAUCUGACUUGAUAACCAGCAUCGUUCCAUAUCAGUAAUAUACUCGUACAAUGUAUAUUCAGAUAAUGGAGCUACAGACAAGAAGAUAUUGACUAAUACUGGCUUCGGUAACCAGUGUUACGGUUACCACUUAACAUUUCAUUUCUUGUAUAUUGGAUCUACAAAGAGGAACUUUGACUAUCGUUACACAGUUACAUCAGACUAAAGCUUAAAGUUUUUGACAUGAAAUUCCAUUUAAAAUAGUAAUCAUUAAUAAAAAGGUUGUACAAUAAG